Pichia membranifaciens NRRL Y-2026 is the source of this 372-nucleotide messenger RNA. RefSeq lists its product as hypothetical. NCBI's taxonomy places the organism in Eukaryota, Fungi, Ascomycota, Pichiomycetes, Pichiales, Pichiaceae. The transcript has a single exon. The record is from RefSeq and is a predicted model, not a curated record. The coding region runs from base 52 to 336 and encodes 94 amino acids.
UAUUUCACACUGCCUUGCAGAUUCCAUGUUUAACCCCAUGGUAGCAGAAAUAUGCUUACCGUACAUGGUACCUGGCGAGCAACGAGGACACGCCGAUACCCGUACAAUAGAAAUGAUAUGGAUGACGCAACGGAACAAAAUCGCCUUUCCGAAUUUGGAAUAAGCGCUAGGGCGAGAAGAUUAGAUAAGAGACGGAUAAGGUUUACCGAGACUUUAUCCAGGGCAGCCUUCUUUCAAUCCUCGGGAAUCGUCUUAUCGGGAAAGAGGAGUGGGUUAGGUGUCACCCAUACCUUCAAAUCUUUUGGGUUUUAUGCGCCUUGGUAUUUUCUUUGGUGAGGCAGAUAGUGAUAGCGUAUACUCACUUCUUUUUAU